Colletotrichum orchidophilum is the source of this 1203-nucleotide messenger RNA. RefSeq lists its product as uncharacterized. The record is from RefSeq and is a predicted model, not a curated record. NCBI's taxonomy places the organism in Eukaryota, Fungi, Ascomycota, Sordariomycetes, Glomerellales, Glomerellaceae. The transcript has a single exon. Bases 1 to 1203 code for a protein of 400 amino acids.
AUGCAUUCUGAACUCGUUCCCGCCCUCGGAUUCCUGGCCGGCCUGCUAGCCACUGCCAGACCGGUAUCGGCUCGGCCGGACAUCUACGCCCGCUCACAGCAAAUCCGACAAGAACAUGCCCAAGAAUGCGCCGAAGACCUAGCAGACGUCUUAGAUAACGCGCCGACAAUGUCAAUGUCUUGGGGGGCGACGGCGUGCGAUUACGUGUCUACCCUCUCAGGCUUGGAAUUAUCCGUUACGUACGCGUCUUUCAGGAGUCGGAUGUCUUCUUGGUACCUCGACGACCUCGACGACAUCACCAAGGUAGAAGCCAGCUGCACGCAGUAUGCCUCGAUAUUUAGCCAGAUUCGGAAUUGUUACGUAACCGGAGCCGUCCCAACCGCCGCUAUAUCUACAACACCAACAUUAUCUUCAACUGCAGUUACUACUACUAGCACAGGGGCUGGAGGCAUUACUACGGCUACAGUCACGACUACAUCUACCCCUGACAGCGGACGCGGUAUGGAUGAUGGCGCGAAAGCUGGACUUGCCAUUGGUAUCAUUCUCGCUAUUCUUCUUCUGAUGUUCAUCGGGUACAAGUUCUCUAUGAAAUAUCGUCAAAAGAAGUUAGCCGACGCCGCAGCUAUGGCAGCAAAUGGCAACACUGGACCAAGGAUGGGAGCCGCCGCCGCCACCGCUGGUGGAGCAAUGGGCGCCGCUGCUAUGGAAAUCACCAAGUCUCGAGCACAGCAAAGCGAGGUGUUUGCCUUCAAGCCAGAACUCAGCGGGGAAUCGAGACCAACGUUCGAACUCGACCCACGAUCUAUAUCAGAGCUGGACCCGGCAGCCGCCGUUGCGGCCCGCGGCGGGGCCACCGGCGUGCACCGAUAUGUCGCAGAGCUGGACCCGGACCCUCCGACCGAGCUGAGCGAGCUGCCAGCUGAUAAUUACGAUCCAACGGCGGCGAAGAACUCGCCUCCGCCGGCGUACGUUUCUCCGGUGGCUGAUACCGGGACUUGGAAUGCGCUCCCCUCGGCUGUGUCGCCGGUAUCUCCAGACUCAAGUACAAUGCAAUCGCAAGGGCCGGGGGUACCGACAAUUCCCGAAGCCGACGUCUCGCAUGGCGCUGAUGGUGGUAGUACGGGGGUAGCGGACGGUGUUCCAACAAAGCCAAACGAAACAGUACAACAUGGAUGGGGCCGAGGGUGGAUGCGGAGGGCGUAG